GGGCAGCCGAUACAAUCAAUAAUAACAAAAACCCGAUGACAUGGAACGAUUGGUGGCUUAGUUAAAUACAUUUGGAAGCUAUUAUUGAGUCGAUUUCUAAAUUCACACAGGACCAGACUAUGUAAAUACAGCGUAACGCAACAGAAAGCAGCAACCGUACCGUGCUCUUUUAACCAAGAAACAUUGUCACUUAGGACGCCGGGGCAUAGUGUUAUACACUGGAAUAGGAUAAUCAAAUAUCUAAAAAAGAAAACCUGAGAUGGCCGACGAACUGUCAGAAGAGCAGAUAGCAGAAUUUAAGGAAGCUUUUAGUCUUUUUGACAAAGACGGCGAUGGAACCAUAUGCUCCAAAGAACUCGGUACCGUAAUGCGGUCUCUAGGUCAGAAUCCAACCGAGGCUGAACUCCAAGAUAUGAUCAACGAAGUCGACGCCGACGGCAAUGGGACAAUAGACUUUCCAGAAUUUUUGACAAUGAUGUCACGGAAAAUGAAAGACACCGACUCGGAAGAGGAAUUGCGGGAGGCCUUCCGAGUGUUCGAUAAAGACGGAAACGGGUUCAUCAGCGCGGCUGAAUUACGUCACGUGAUGACAAAUCUCGGGGAAAAACUCACAGACGAGGAAGUAGACGAAAUGAUACGGGAAGCGGAUAUAGAUGGCGACGGUCAAGUUAAUUAUGAAGAAUUCAAGGAAGCGUUCAGUUUAUUUGACAAGGAUGGGGACGGUACGAUCAGCAGUAAAGAACUAGGGACCGUGAUGAGGUCCUUGGGCCAAAACCCCACUGAAGCUGACCUCCAGGACAUGGUCAACGAGGUGGAUGCUGAUGGUAAUGGGACGAUAGACUUUCCUGAAUUCUUGACAAUGAUGGCGAGAAAGAUGAAAGACGAGGAUUCAGAAGAAGAACUACGAGAGGCAUUUAAAGUUUUUGAUAAAGACGGAAGUGGCGAUAUCAGUGCAGCCGAAUUACGUCACGUGAUGACAAGUCUCGGAGAAAAGCUAACGGACGAGGAAGUAGACGAGAUGAUACGAGAGGCAGACAUUGACGGUGACGGAAAAGUUAAUUAUGAAGAAUUUAAGGAGGCGUUUCGAUUGUUUGACAAAGACGGAUCUGGCACCAUAUCCAACGAUGAGUUAGGGACAGUGAUGAGGUCCCUGGGACAGAAUCCCUCGGACCAGGAACUGACAGACCUCGUGGAGGAGGUCGACAUAGACGGAAAUGGAGAAAUUGACUUUCAAGAGUUUCUCCUGAUGAUGGCAAAAAAGAUGAAUGCCGUAGACUCUGAGCAAGAAAUUCGAGAAGCUUUCAAAGUGUUCGACAAAGAGGGGUCAGGGUCAAUUAGUUCCGCGAAAUACAAUUUACAACACGAUGCGUUGACAGAGGAUCAAGUCGAGGAGUUUCGGGAGGCGUUCAGCCUGUUCGACAAAGAUGGCUCCGGGAACAUUUCCGGCGGUGAGUUGGCGUCAGUGAUGAGGUCCCUGGGUCAGAAUCCCACAAUGGCGGAGCUAGAGGAACUCAUCAACGAAGUGGAUCAAGAUGGUAAUGGGGAAAUAGACUUCAACGAGUUCCUUCAAAUGAUGUCAAAGAAGAUGAAGGAAACGGAUACCGAGGAUGAAAUACGCGAGGCGUUCCGAGUGUUCGAUGACAGCGGAACCGGGUCCAUUAGCUCCAAUCAGCUGUUCCUAAUCCUGACCACUAUGGGGGACAAGCCGCGACUGACGGACGAGGAAGCGAAAGAGGCAGUGAAAACGGCAGAUAUAGACGGAGACGGUGAUAUCAAUUACAUUGAAUUUAUAAAAGUGAUGACGGAAUAAUUUGAUAUCACAACAUAAC
Magallana angulata is the source of this 1829-nucleotide messenger RNA. Its product is annotated as alpha-actinin A-like. Gene Ontology annotation, molecular function: calcium ion binding; enzyme regulator activity. The coding region runs from base 260 to 1810 and encodes 516 amino acids. The record is from RefSeq and is a predicted model, not a curated record. NCBI's taxonomy places the organism in Eukaryota, Metazoa, Mollusca, Bivalvia, Ostreida, Ostreidae. The transcript has 13 exons.